Molecule: messenger RNA, 827 nt
Organism: Spinacia oleracea (spinach)
Lineage: Eukaryota; Viridiplantae; Streptophyta; Magnoliopsida; Caryophyllales; Amaranthaceae
Exons: 1
Coding region: 153-728 (191 amino acids)
Source: RefSeq, a predicted model, not a curated record
AACUCCUCUCUCUCCACAUAACAUCCACAACCAGAAACUCCAUCAUUAUUUUUAUUAUUUAUCCCAAUUUUAUACCUCAUCACAUAUUCCACAUUUUAUUCCUAUUUCAUACACUCACAAAAUUCCCAUUUUCUUAGAAAAAUAAAAUAAAAAUGGCAGGCAUAGUAACAAAAUUAUCAUACAAGAGGCUAAAACAAGAAGUGAUAUUUGAAGAAGAUGAAGAUCAUGAUCAUCUUCCUCGAAGCAAAAGUAAAACAGAAAGAAUCUGCGAAAUUAUUAGAAGAUCAUCAUCUUCAGUCAGAUCAAGAAACCGCAUCAUCAACAACAACAACAACAACAACAACUACAACAACAACAACAACAACAACAACAACAACAACAACAACAACAACAACAACUGGAUUAGUAAGCUGAAAUUAAGCAGGAAAUUCAAGCUUAAAUUUAAAUUAGGAAGUUUCAGAAGGUUUUUCAGGAUUAGAAGAGUUAAUAAGCUUAAAGUUGCAAGAUUAUCAUGGGCUAAUAAGGUUUUUAAGAGAUUGAAGGAAAGUCAAUCACAUUUUGGUGAACUUUUUGCUGGGAAUUAUUUGUUUAUGCAAGUUACUCCUGCUUCUUUCAAGAACAACAACAACAACGUUAAUCAUCAAAUUUAUAAUCAUAAUCUUAGUACUGUUAAUAAGCUUUCUAGGUUUCCUUCUACUAAUUUUAGUAGUAAUUAUAUAUAUUCUUGAAACUUUUAACUUGUUUAAUUAGUUAAUGUAUUUAUUUGAAGCUUUUAUGUAUUUAGUAGACUUUGUUUAUGAUAAGUUUUUGUGCAACUUUUUAUUUUA